Molecule: messenger RNA, 745 nt
Organism: Eutrema salsugineum
Lineage: Eukaryota; Viridiplantae; Streptophyta; Magnoliopsida; Brassicales; Brassicaceae
Exons: 3
Coding region: 58-645 (195 amino acids)
Source: RefSeq, a predicted model, not a curated record
AUUUUUUUUUGGUAGAAAGGACCCAAAUUAGAAAUCAAGAGGAAGGAAUAGUGGGAGAUGGCGAUGGCGAGGAAGAUAAUAAGCAAGGAGGAAAUUGUAGAGAAGCUUAAAGACGACGGAGAUUUCGACCGUCUCCGUCUCAAAAUCAUACGACGCCUCAAAGAAAACGAGGAAUUACGAAACAACAUGAUAUCAGUUGUCAAGGAGUCAACAGCUUUGAAUCGACCCGGUGCUCAAAAUAUGAAAACCAGGCAACUCACUGAUGCGAUAUUCGAAGAAGUCGGAAGCAAGAUGUUGAGCCAGCUCUCAGAUGGGUUGUGGGGGAUAAUAAGAUCAGAGGACGGGAUGAAGAAUGAAAUCAGAGAAACCGUGCAAUCCGUCUAUGCGACAUUAACGGGAGGCGUUCAAGACGGAUCAUCCUUCAGAGAAGCCAAACAUAACGUCCCAACACCGGUCCCAAAAGGUGAAACCUCGUCUUAUCCCCAUUUAGAGGCGAGUAAACAGAAGCAAAAGCUGAUUCAUGUAGCUGUACAAGGAAACAAAGCAGAAGCAUGUAGUAGUAGUAGCAACAAAGUUAAUAACAUCGACAACAACAACAACAUUAGUGAUGACGAAGAUCCUGAACUCCCUCCUGGUUUUGGCUAAAAGUUUGUAUAUAUUUGUAUUAAAAAAACUCCUUACUGUGGACGGCAAAAAGAAAAAAAAAAACUCCUUACUGUGGAUGGCAAAAAAAAAAAAACUCCUU